AUGGCGCAGGCCGAUGACGAGGAGGAAGGUCAAGGGCCUAAUCCGGGGGAUGAGCAUCCGGAGGAAAAUACUGUGCUUUUAGAUGCUCUAACUUGGAGGAUUCCCCUGGUUAGUGACAUUCCAACAAUAAUUUUUGGAGCUGAUGUAACUCAUCCAGAGUCAGGAGAGGACUCAAGUCCAUCUAUAGCUGCUGUUGUAGCCUCACAGGACUGGCCUGAAAUUACAAAGUACGUGGGUUUGGUAUGUGCUCAGCCUCAUCGGCAAGAACUAAUUCAAGAUUUGUUCAAAACCUGGCAAGACCCUGAGAGGGGUACGGUUACUGGAGGCAUGAUCAGGGAGCUCUUACUGUCGUUUAAGAAGGCCACUGGACAAAAACCACUAAGAAUAAUAUUUUACCGAGACGGUGUUAGCGAAGGCCAGUUCUACCAGGUUCUGCUUUAUGAACUUGAUGCAAUUCGUAAGGCUUGUGCAUCACUGGAAGCUAGUUAUCAACCCCCAGUUACAUUUAUUGUUGUCCAAAAGCGGCACCAUACGAGACUCUUCUCGAGCAACCACGAAGACAGAAAUAGCACUGACAAGAGCGGAAAUAUCCUACCUGGAACAGUGGUGGACACUAAGAUUUGUCAUCCUACUGAAUUUGACUUUUAUCUAUGUAGUCAUGCAGGAAUCCAGGGCACUAGUCGACCUGCUCAUUAUAAUGUUCUCUGGGACGAGAACAAUUUUACUGCAGAUGAGAUACAAUCUCUGACAAAUAACCUUUGUUAUACGUAUGCUCGAUGCACACGAUCAGUUUCUAUAGUGCCUCCUGCGUAUUAUGCUCAUCUGGCAGCUUACCGAGCUCGAUUCUACAUGGAACCUGAUGCCCCUGAAAAUGGGAAAAUCCGACACAUCCGCCCCUUACCUCCUUUGAAAGACAAAGUCAAGAAUCUGAUGUUUUACUGUUAAACCAACUCAAACAAAGUGGAACACAAGUACAUAGGAUAGAGAUAUUUCUCUAUCAUUCACUCACUCUAAUUAUGUAGCUCUAUGUUUUUAUUAAGGUAAGGAAUGAAUAUGUAGUCUCAUACAAACGAAUUAAUUGGUGGGCAGAGCAUAUUAAUGGUAGAAAUGAUGGAUGGAUGACCAUCAUAUGAAAUCA
This is a messenger RNA of Pistacia vera, 1138 nucleotides long. RefSeq names its product protein argonaute PNH1-like. Gene Ontology annotation, cellular component: cytoplasm. The transcript is spliced from 10 exons. The record is from RefSeq and is a predicted model, not a curated record. Lineage: Eukaryota; Viridiplantae; Streptophyta; Magnoliopsida; Sapindales; Anacardiaceae. Gene Ontology annotation, molecular function: nucleic acid binding. Bases 1 to 945 code for a protein of 314 amino acids. Gene Ontology annotation, biological process: regulatory ncRNA-mediated post-transcriptional gene silencing.